CAAAUCCUCCCUACCCAGAAAAAAAGAAGGAUGAUCGAGAUCUUCCUCGAUUGUUACUUGUAUUACUCUGAGUGAGUGAUAGAGAAAGGAGAAGAAAUCAUGGGAAGAGAAAUAGAGAAGAUGAUUGCAGUCGGUCUCGUUUGGGGAGCUACGAACGCCCUGAUGCGCAGGGGAGCUCUCAUCUGGGACAAAGCCCUCAAAUCCUCCCCUCCCCCAAACGCAUCUAUUCACCCGCUUUUCUCCCAUCUCCAGAAAUGGCUUAAGCUCCUCUUAGUCUGGCAAUAUACAGUCCCAUUCCUGCUCAAUCUCACAGCCUCAGCAACUUUCUUCGCUAUCCUAGGCGCCGCCCCUAUCUCUCUCGCCGUUCCAGUGACCAACGCAACCACAUUUGCUGCCACCGCAGUGUUUGGAAUUCUUCUCGGUGAAGAAACUCGAGUCCUGUCCGCUCUAUUCGGUACUCUUCUAAUCAUUCUCGGUGUAUAUAUCUGUAUCAUGUGAUUGAAUCAUAUAUGGGUUUGAUUAAUUUGAUGUUGGAUCUUGAUUAAUUCAGAAAUUUUAUGAUCAAUUACAUCUGGGUAUCUUAAUUUG
Molecule: messenger RNA, 588 nt
Organism: Impatiens glandulifera
Lineage: Eukaryota; Viridiplantae; Streptophyta; Magnoliopsida; Ericales; Balsaminaceae
Product: transmembrane protein 234 homolog
Exons: 1
Coding region: 100-498 (132 amino acids)
Source: RefSeq, a predicted model, not a curated record